UUCAAUAUCAAUUUAUAUCAAUCGAAAUCGGUUCAUCCAAACAUUUUUUAAUUUAUACCAUUUUAUAAAGAAAGACAGGACAGACUGCAACAAUAACCCGGACGGCCUGUUAGAGCAUGUGCUUGUCAGACACUGUCAGAUUUUUUUCAGAUUACACAGGACAUCAACUUUAGCUAACGACGAAAAAUUUAAAGUUUUUCAUUGGCGCUUCGUAGCAUGCGAAAAAAUUUUACCAGGUCUGGAGCAGUUCAUCCGCGGGACGACGACGGCGACAAACUUUCUUUGGGUAAUUUAGAUUUAGUUAACCUAAGGCUGAAUUUGCCUUCUGGUCGGGAAGAGAGGCUUCAACACAAAAUUAUCGAUUACGGAAAACCUUACAGCGUCCAUACGGGAUUACAUCGUCACGAAGUUCACGAAAUUCCAGAAGUGAACAAAAAAUUUGAAAAAGUUUCAGGUUAUGGUAACAGUCCUAAGCAUCCAGCUAACGCUUCGUCGGACGAUUUCCUUCUUUUAUAUCCUAAAGACCAUCGCAGACAGAAAAUUGUUAAAGCCGAACGUAUAACCGAAAAGGAUUUUCUAUAUCCGUCUAAGAAAAAGACUCAAAAAGCGGUAGACGUUUUUCUUGAGCGUGCUCCGUGCAAGAUUAAUCAAGCCCGAGAUCCGAAAGAUUCCAAGUGUUUUCCUUUUAAACCGACGCCGAGCGGAAAUCUGAAAGUCGAUUCGUCUCAGGUUGUUUUCUCUUCAAAAAAACUGAGCGUCCUUGUGGCCGAUCCCAAGAACACGAAAGUAAAAAUUUGUGAAGAAUUACCCAUGACUCACGAGGGCGGUUACCGAAAAGCCAUUUCCGGUGAUGCUGUUCUAGGCCAGCCUCCCGGAUUGUCAAGUCUGGGCUCCUUGAUAGCAAACACGCCGGCAAGGAGUGCGAACAAGGAGGCGUCCGAAUACGAGAGCAAACAGACCAACGAAAUAUUGGAUCCCGAAUUGAAUUUGGGACGUCUUGGCUACAAUGGAACGGAAUCAAUUAAUUGGGACAAAGUGAACCUGCCGGAGAAACAGAAUCUCUAUAUCGAACUUUAUCGUCGGAUCACGACCAACACUAACGCCGACUGUAAGGUUUACAUCAACAACGAAGAGUUCAGCUGCCACCUGAUCGUUCUACAAUGUUACUCGGAACUCUUCGACGCCUACGUGGCAGUAAAAAAGGUGGAGUUGCCAGUGGACAAGUGUAGCGUUUCUGCAUUCGCAUUUAUCUACGAGUGGAUGGUAAUUAACGAACCCUCAUGCAGGAACUUGAAUAGGGAAAACGUACUCGAUAUUUUUAUAGCUGCCAAGUAUUUGAAAAUAAAAGAUUUGGUUGAGCAAUGUUGGGCGUUUAUCGACAACGUGGACGUUUUCAACGAAGACACCGCGUUUUUGCUCUACAUGGAUGCGAAACGGCGUAACUUGCCAGAAGUAAAGGAAGUGAUGCUACCCCGCAUACAAAAUUUCUUCCUCACCCUGGUCAGCUCCCAAGAUUGGCUGGAAAUGGAUAUCGAAGACGUUAAAAAUAUAUUGAAAUCGAAUUACAUCAGUGUUAAUUGUGAAAUGGAGAUAUUCAUGUCAGCAGUUCGUUGGUUAAAACACGACCCCCAAGUCAGGGAUGAACACAAACACGAUGUUAUGGAAUGCGUCCGUUUUGGCAACGUGGCACCGUGGCAGCUGGUCGAUAUCAAAAGAAAUCCGGAGAAUCCGGAUUUCAUGGAACUGGCCAAGGAUUCAAAGAUUUGCAAAAUGCUCGACGAUGGAUUGGCUUACGUCAUCAUAAAAUACUGGUACGGUCAAGAAAAUGAAGAUUUUCAACAUUGGAACACCGUUCUGGGCCUACAAGAACCUGCUGCGAGAAACUGGAUUGGUCCAGACAAAACCUACUUUACAUAUCGCGAAUUUCUCAUAUAUUUAGACCAAUAUCGAAGAAACCAAUUGGUAGAAAGGAACAAGCCGAAAGUGGCUGACAAGGAAAAGAAAAUAAAAGAAGCAAAAUACGUUUCAGAAAACGUAUCCCCGAGGAUUCCGACCAUGGAAGAUUUUAUGGCUAAAAAGAAAUCUCCCGGACAACUAAAAAAAAUUAAUAAAGUGAUGUCCUGAUAAACAAAUUCUGUGUGGACAUUAGAUGGCGGUGUUUUCGCGUAUUAUUAUUUGUUAUGUGUAUCUAUUAAAGGUUUUUAU
This is a messenger RNA of Cylas formicarius (sweet potato weevil), 2205 nucleotides long. RefSeq lists its product as uncharacterized. The record is from RefSeq and is a predicted model, not a curated record. The transcript has 13 exons. Gene Ontology annotation, molecular function: protein binding. Lineage: Eukaryota; Metazoa; Arthropoda; Insecta; Coleoptera; Brentidae. Bases 217 to 2124 code for a protein of 635 amino acids.